AUGGCUUCGACAUUGACUGAUCUGAUGAGCAACCGGUUCGUACGCAUCCAAAAUGCAGUUCUAUCGUACUUGAAAGCACCGGAAAUUCUCCGGUUGCGAUUGGUAUCGAAGCACUUCCGCAACAUACAUAGGACUGCCUGGACAGAGUCGGAGUAUAAUAGAAUGUUGCAAAUCUUCUUCUCGGAUCCCGUUGGCUUUCGUGUUCUACAAGAAAAAUACGGCUUCCUGCUGACUGGAACUCCUAUCCUGGGGUACCUUCAAAGGGCGAGCAUUCAUACCCUAGAAAAUUCGGACAUGCCAAUAACAAUUAUCUUGGACGAAGAGUGUCACGACUAUGUGAAAGAGCAUCUAAGAAACUUCCUCAUUCAAGACGGAUAUGAGGAUGUCAGCAAUCCUGCAUCAUUGUCAGUUUCACUUUUCCAUAGUCGAUCUGAGAAUCGAAAACACCGCGCACCUCGAGUGUACGUUCGUGAAGUUGACUUUGGGGAAGGGGCAUGGAUACAAUGGCGCACUGGUUACUCACCGAUUCUAUCAACGGCCGAUAUGAUCUUGGCUACUUCUACCAGGAUCAUUUCCGUAUUUCCGACUUCAACAUUUGGUCAACUUCAAGACUACGCUAUGAACAAGCGCAAGGUGGCCAAGAAAAUCAGAGACCGCAACCAGAUGGGCAUUCGGUCGAACUACCAAUUCUUGCCUGAUGUUCGCGACCUCGACGAACAAGACAAAACUUAUACCCCGAGUGAAGAGUUUGCGGAUAAACGAUCCAUCGGAGAUAGAUAUAGUUGGAUCCUGCUGUUCGACUCUGAUGAUGUUAUGACUCGUUACUUGACUCGUUACAAGUCGUAUUCGUAUCAACCACUCCCAAGCCCAAGUGAGUUAGAAGAGGGCUUUGGUAAUGAUGAAGACUUGUUGAAGGCGUCAUUCCUAUGGCCUAAGUGUGUUAAAGCUAUGCUUAGAAAUCGUCGUCGUCAACGAGCUUCCGAGUCGUCAUUGGUGCUUGGUAUCUUCGAUCGUAUAAGCAGUGUGGGAAGGAUUUGGUCGGGAUAG
Molecule: messenger RNA, 1047 nt
Organism: Aaosphaeria arxii CBS 175.79
Lineage: Eukaryota; Fungi; Ascomycota; Dothideomycetes; Pleosporales
Exons: 2
Coding region: 1-1047 (348 amino acids)
Molecular function (GO): protein binding
Source: RefSeq, a predicted model, not a curated record